Sclerotinia trifoliorum is the source of this 2619-nucleotide messenger RNA. Lineage: Eukaryota; Fungi; Ascomycota; Leotiomycetes; Helotiales; Sclerotiniaceae. The record is from the annotation of a GenBank genome assembly.
UUUCAUAUAUACUCUGUAUGAAACAGAUUAAUAGUUUAAUGAUCCAAGGAGCUAAUGAACUAGGGUUUCUAGGGCAUUUGGCAUUUGGCAUUUAGGGGUUUAUAACCUUCUAGAGUUUUGGGAUGGGAGUUUGCUGGUCGGGGGUUUCGGUCCGUGGGUUGGAUGGUUGUGGGCGGGCGGUGUGAGGGAAUGGGAUGAGAUGGGUUGGAAGAUGGAGGUGGAGAUGGAGAUGGAGGCGUAUAGGGAAUGGGUGAUGGGGGAUGGGGAUAGCAAAUAUGGGAGUUCGGGAGUGGGUUUGGCGCUCGGAGUGUAUGGAGCAGGGUAGGGUAAGGUAGGGUUGAUAUUGAGAGGUGAGAUGAAUAAGAGGGGAGAAAGAGCUCGGGACGUGAUUUGAUCGUAUGAUUAAUAUGAUUAUAUUGGGGGAUGUAUACAUUUAUGACCUCGGGAUAUAUAACCAGUAGUUCCCAUUAAUAGAAUCGAGGUCAACUUUGAGUUUAUAUAUAUAUCUUCCCAUUCCAUCUCAUUUAUCUCUCUCUUCAUUUUCCUCUUCACUUACCACUUCUUCCAUUUUCCUCCUUUCACUCAAAGUUCCCAAUAUGAAGGUCCCAACACCUCUAUACACUAUCCUCCCACUAGUAUCUACCGCUACAGCACAAGGCGUAGCCUAUGCACAAUGUGGAGGGAAAGGAUGGACGGGAGCCACAACUUGUGUUGGGGGUUAUGUGUGUACUUAUUCGAGUGAAUAUUACUCGCAAUGUUUACCUGGAACUGGUUAGUUUUCCAACACUCAGAGACUGUCGAUCCAUGAGUGGAAAAGUGGAUGAAUAAAUCAAAGAAAGAAGAAGUCUAAUAAAUGAAAAUAUAGCAACACUGACCACAGUUACGAGUUCGAGUAAACCAUCAAGCUCCAGUACCAAGACUAGUUCAUCAGCAGCUCCUAGCUCAACUGGGAAAACGAAAUAUAGUAUGUUCAUAUGUCAUACACUUAUACAUUUCAUUCUGAAAAACCCACACAAGGGAAUCCGACUAACAUACUACACAACAGUUGGAACCAACAUUGCAGGAUUCGACUUCGGCUGCACAACAGACGGCACAUGUAUAACCAGCGAUGUCUACCCGGUGCGCACCCACAUUUAUCUUCUCCCCUCCCCUCCCCUGCACCUCACACACACCCACUAACCCACUCCAUCACAGCCUCUAAGCAGCAUAGUCAACCAUCCAGAUGGCCUAGGACAAAUGUCCCACUUUGUCAAAAGCACCGGACACAAUAUAUUCCGUCUCCCAGUAGGAUGGCAAUAUCUCGUGAACAAUGUUCUCGGGGGUACACUCGACAGUAGCAAUUUCGCGACGUAUGAUUCAUUGGUGCAGGGAUGUUUGGCAACGGGUGCUAGUUGCAUAAUUGAUAUCCAUAAUUAUGCGCGAUGGAAUGGGGGCAUUAUUGGACAGGGUGGACCGACUAAUGCGCAGUUUGCGAGUUUGUGGACUCAGUUGGCGAAUAAGUAUAAGGGGAAUACGAAGGUGAUUUUUGGUUUGAUGAAUGAACCGCAUGGUGUGUAUUUUCACUUUCUAUUGGUGGUGGGUCUGGGGUGUAGUGAUUAUUCGAAGGGAAACGAAUCUUGGAUUUGUGCGAUGUGACUAACAAAUCUGUCAGAUAUGCCAAAUAUUACCACAUGGGCAGCCUCCGUUCAAGCAGUGGUUACUGCUAUUCGCCAAGCCGGUGCUACAUCUAACCCGCUCCUCCUACCUGGUAAUGAUGUAAGUAUCAUUAGGUCAUGGAUUUCCCCUUUAAUCUCACCUGUCUCCUUCCUACUCUCUCUUCAAAACCGGAAACCCGAAAUUUCAAUAUACUUUAAACCCCGACUCACAAAUCUUCCACCACAUUACAACACUAACCUCAGCCACCUCUAGUACACCUCCGCAGGAUCCUUCAUAUCCGACGGCUCAGCAGCCGCCCUCUCCAAAGUCACCAACCCAGACGGCACAACGACAAAUCUAAUCUUCGACGUCCACAAAUAUCUCGAUUCCGAUAACUCAGGAACUAAUCCUGAAUGCGUGACCAAUAACAUCGAUAACGCAUUCGCACCACUAGCAACUUGGUUACGAGCAAAUGGAAGACAAGCCAUACUAACCGAGACAGGUGGUGGAAACGUCGCUAGUUGUGAGACGUAUUUGUGUCAGGAAGUUGCUUAUUUGAAGUACGUUGUUAAUUUUCUUUUGUCUGUGAAAGAUUAGAAUAACAAAAUGCUAACGAUGUUUCUACACAGUGCCAAUUCGGAUGUGUAUUUGGGAUAUCUUGGGUGGGCUGCUGGAAGCUUCGAUACGAAUUACAGUAAGUGGAAUUGAAACUCGUCCCAAAAUUGUGGUGAGGACAUAUGGGAUAUGAAUAUGUACUGAUAUUGAUGAUAGCAUUAACGGAGACACCCUAUGGAAGUGGAUCAUCUAUGACAGAUCAACCACUUGUUGCAGCUUGUCUUACUCGAUCGAAUUAGUUGGUGUUGGUUGACGGGGAUGUAAAUAAUUUGAUAAGGCUCUGUACAUAAGGGAGUGAGUCUGUAUAUAUUCAAUUGGUUGUACAUAGGUAACAGUAUAUGAGAAGAGUAUACACAAAACAAGAUCGAU